AUGUCCAUGUCAUCCGAGGAAGACGAAGACUACCUGUCCGACGGCCUCUCAUCCGGGUCCAGCUCGGAUCACGACUCCCCCCCCCGGCCACUCUCCCAGAACUACUUCGCUCCCCCCUUCUACGGCCGACCACCAACCCCUCUCCCGCCGUCGCCGUCCCUCACGUCUCUCCUCAGGCCGUCCCGGCCAACGACGCCCGACCCGUCAGACGAUGAAAACAUUGCGCCCGUGCCGCGGGCCGCACCCAAGGUCCCCACGUACGAAUACUACGGCUUCGUCCUCUACCUCUUCAGCAGCCUCACCUUUCUGAUGUACCUGCUCUGGGCCUAUGUUCCGGCCCCGUUCCUUCACGCCCUCGGGAUCAAGUACUACCCCGACCGGUGGUGGGCGCUCGCCGUGCCGGCCUUCCUCGUCAUGAUGCUGGGGUACAUUUACGUGGCGCUGGCGGCGUACAACACGGAGAUCCUGACGGUGCCCAUGAGCAGCGUGGAGACGAUUGUGGACGGCGCGGGCAAGCCGGCGGCCAUUGACGCCAAGGGGCGGAUCAAGGGCAGCGGCAAGAGGGAGAGGAAGCGUGACGCCAACGGGAAGCUGAGGUGGAGGGAGAUUUGGAAUGAGGGGACGGAUGCGGUCAUGGAUAUUCCGCUGGCGGGGGUGUGUGAGAUUUUGUACGGUGAAGGGAGGGAGGACUUUGACCGGGAGGAUUAG
This is a messenger RNA of Metarhizium album ARSEF 1941, 708 nucleotides long. RefSeq names its product PIG-P-like protein. The record is from RefSeq and is a predicted model, not a curated record. The coding region runs from base 1 to 708 and encodes 235 amino acids. NCBI's taxonomy places the organism in Eukaryota, Fungi, Ascomycota, Sordariomycetes, Hypocreales, Clavicipitaceae. The transcript has a single exon.